This is a messenger RNA of Lymnaea stagnalis (great pond snail), 8688 nucleotides long. The record is from the annotation of a GenBank genome assembly. Lineage: Eukaryota; Metazoa; Mollusca; Gastropoda; Lymnaeidae.
GUAAGCGCGAGGAUCAAUCUGCGUGCAUUAUAAAAUAAGUGGUAAAAUGAAUUCUUUCACAAUAUGAAAGGUGUAUUUCAGGAGUUAACAAACCAACCGUCGAGUUCGACACCCAGCUUUAAAGCAUUUCUACUUACUCAAUGCCGGAAACAAACACGAUUGAAAACAAGGACAUGGAGGACGAGUAAGUGAUAGAUUUAAAGCAAUAGUAUUAUGUAUAUUUUUACUUUCUUGUUUUGUUUACACAUUGCCGUCUCAUCUCUGCUGUAGAAUUAAAUUUAUACAUAAUUUAAUGUAUAGUUUUAAUACCUUACAAUAUUAGCUAAUUUAAAACUGGAUGAGGAAACAUUAAUUUUAAAUAGUUAAAUGUUAUUUUCAUUUAAAAUCUAUUAGAUGUUUGAUUAAUAUAAUACAGACGACGAUAAACACUAUUCACUACACUAUAGUAGGGCUUUAAAAAAUAUGCUGGUUCACAUUUGUACAAACAAACGUUAAAUGGUCUUUAGAACGAAGCGUAUGACUUUUCCGCACCUCUCAAGGCCAGGGGGAAAGUGGGGGAAAAUUUGGCCCCACCACCGAAGUAAAUGGAUGUAUUUAUUUCUUAGCGACUCGAGUCGUGCUUUUACGCCGUACUUAAAAAUUUAUUUAGUAGGCAACUAGGUCUAGUUCUGUUAAAUUAUUUAAUCUAAAGAUGUAUUUAGUAGGCAACUAGGUCUAGUUCUGUUAAAUUAUUUAAUCUAAGUCAUCGUGAUAACAUAUAUUAUAUUUAUGGAAAAGAAACAAACAAAACAAUGCCUUUCCUUUUGUUAACAAAGUGCGUUGUCCUUUAGCCUUCAGACUUGACACUGCUGUUGGCAGAGUUCUACGCGUCCAAAUAUCAGGUCACUUAAAAAAAAAAAUUGUAUUUUUUUACUUGAAUAUGUCAGCGACUUGCGCUGAUAACUCUUUUGUGCGUAUCGCCCGAGAUGAAGAAACUCCAAAGCAACCUUAAUCAACAUGAAGUAUGAUUGGGUGCGAUCUAAAUUUACUAUCCAAUAGAAUGAUGUUAAAUAAAGACGAACGGUUCGCGGCUGGUAAGUCCGCCAAAAAAAAAAAGAAUAACGAACAAUAAUUUAUUUAUUUCUCUGUAUUUUAAUUAUUUUUCUAAAAGAUUUUUUUUUUUAGACCAGAUACAAAUUUACUAGUGUGCUCUGGAUAUAAUUUUUGAGUGCCUGUAGAAGUUUUAGCGGUUAACUUGUGCGGCGCAAUAACUCAGCGAGUGUAAUUUAAGGAACACCCACCAGCUGUGUUGAAUGCUGGGUGGUGGGAUAGAAAUAGGCCUGCACGAGGUUUUAUCGGCAUUAUUUACACAAAGAUCUCGGCAGCUAAACCGCGGCUUGCGAGCUUGUCAUUGUCCCAUUUUUGACUCUUCGAAGAUGGUUUGGCUCUUAAGAGUAGCAAGGUAAAUAAUUUUCUUUGUUCCGGUUUCGCAGAAAGCCGCAUUGUUUAUUUUCUUGUUCAAGCCGGUGUCGUCCUGGUUGACAAGUGCGUUUUCGUUGCCACGCCUUUUUCCCCCCGACUGUGACAGUUAAAUGGAGGCUGAGUUAUGAGAAGCAAAAUGUAGUGACCGGCGUCUCGACCGGCGUCUCAACACUCUUGGUUAUAUAAUAACCCUUAAAAUGAAAUUGCUACGACGGUCGUGUAACUGUUACAUAUAUUUUAACUGAAACUUUUAUUGCGGUAUAGGCCUAUGUGUAGUGUGUUACUGCGCAUUGUUAACUUUAAAAAAAUGAGUAGGCCUAGGGGUGUUACUAUUUUGUUCACUACAGACAACAGUAGUAGGGUUAGAAGAGAAUAUGUCGGUGCAGGGGUUAGUCAAUUAUUUUGAUAUUGUAAUUGAAAAGCGUUUUCUUUCCUGUAUUGUGUGACAAAUAAUCGCACAUUUUGUUUUUGAUUGAUUUUUUACCGAGGCUUCAACUUCAAUUUUAUCACUGUGACUGAUUAGCCUUGAGCAGAGGCGUAGCGAGGGUGUUUGGCGCCCGGGGACAAGAUCAAUUUUAAAGCGCCCCCUUUUCUUUUUUUCAACUCUCAAACCCAUUAUUUUUACCAAUAAUAUAUCAAAGCACAUUUUGGCGCCCCUAACUAGCUGGCGCCCGGGGACAUCUGCCCCCCCCUCGCUACGCCUCUGGCCUUGAGGCGUUCACUAUGAGUAUGAUCAUGCUGAUGCCGUGCAAUUUCACGUGCAAAAGAGUUUAACAUUAAUUUUGUUGUAACCCCUAGAGCCUUAAAACAAAAUAAAGUAGUAACAGUUGGAUUUGAACCCUUAUCAGACUUAUCUUGCUUCAUACGUGGCUGACCCCGCCUAGGUCAAUAUGGUCUGAGUACUUAGCCAUUAGGGCUCCUGGCCCUGGCGUUACAUUACAUUGUCAACAAAUAAGAUGUUUCAUUUUUUUUUUGUCUUCCUAGUAUUUCCUCAUUCUUUUUUUUUAAAGUAAUAAUGUAGCAAUUAGGAUAAGUAGCCAGCCAUCGUCAAUCGAUAAAUGAGUGUUGCCUGUCCAUUCAGUAUUGUCAAUCAAUGAGUGUUGCCUGUCCAUUCAGUAUUGUCAAUCAAUGAGUGUUGCCUGUCCAUUCAGUAUUGUCAAUCAAUGAGUGUUGCCUGUCCAUUCAGUAUUGUCAAUCAAUGAGUGUUGCCUGUCCAUUCAGUAUUGUCAAUCAAUGAGUGUUGCCUGUCCAUUCAGUAUUGAUUUAAGCUCAAGCUAUCCUUGCAUCACCAUGAAGUGUAUGAAGUGUAUGAAGUGUAUGAAGUGUAUGAAGUGUAUGAAGUGUAUGCGUUAUUGUUAUUGUUAUUGUUAUUGUUUAAAAUCCUGAACUGUGGUCAUUGUGGAGAUAAUGCUGACAAAGCCAGAACACUUUUCUAGUCAUCUGAAAGAGGAUGAAUGAAUGUAAUAUAAUAAUUUCUCAGCCGCCCCAUUCCAAAACUAAAGACUAAUAACAGAAAAUAUUUUUUUUUUCUUUUCAAAGUAAGGAUAAAUAGAAGUAAAUAUAAUAAAGGGAAAUAACUUGUGCUAAAGUACAGAGUCCAAUCCAGUAAAUUAAAAGUCAAUAAUUUUUAACACUUCUGCCAGAUGUUAGAAAUACAGUGGCGUUUCAGACUGAGCUAAGACUGGACUCACUUUGUUGGAGGAGUAGCCAGUCUAAAAUAUCAUUACUUGAAUUUAAAAAAACUUCUUUUAAUUUUUUAAAUUUCAGUUUAUCCUCCAAGAUUCUGAAAAAUGCAGCUGAUCAAAUUGGAAGAUCGAAUCUCAUUCAGGCAGCAUCACUAUCAAGCACAAACACCCUCUUUGACCAAGCCCGAGAUGCAAGGGUCAUCUAUGGGGACAUCAACGAUCUGCCAAAUAAAGUGCGUCACUAUGUGGAAGAGAAUAUCCGUCUCUGCAAGCCGGAAACUAUCCACAUAUGCGAUGGCUCGGAGCGUGAAAAUGAGCUGCUGACCUAUAUUCUACAGAAAGAUGGCAUUAUCAAGAGAUUGCCAAAAUAUACCAACUGGUGAGUACAUCUCCCGUCGAUUGUAUUUGUUUUAAAAUUGCACGACUGACAACAUACUACCACCGUGGUUUAGCUUGAAACUGUGUUGUACUUAAGCCCACAUUUCAUCAUGAUUAUGGUUUCCUUAGCCAAUCAAAUGCUUCACGUUGGGCUCGCUUCUUGGUGGUGAGAUAUGUACCUUGAUAGAUUAUCAGAGUGGUUGGAAAGCUGGAGAGUUAUAAUUACAUGCCAAUUGUGAUGAUAUUUACAUCUUCCUUUAUCUCUCCCAAGGUCUUUUGUCCUAUUAAUUAAAUAUAAUCUGUCUAAUUGCAUCAUGUUGAGAUCGAAAUGAAUGCACUAUCUGUGAUAAAUUAUCUUUGUCACUUUUCAUCAAAGUAAAUUUUUAAAAAUUCUAUUGCCAGUUGGCUUGCGAGAACUGACCCUGCCGAUGUUGCCAGGGUUGAGCGAUUGACAUACAUCUCUACAGAAAUUCAGCGUGACACUGUCCCAACCCCCAAAUAUGGCGCCAAGAGUCAGCUGGGCAAUUGGAUGGCCCCGGAUGAUAUGGAUAAUGAACUCAACAUGAGAUUCCCCGAUUGCAUGAAAGGUAUGUGAAAAGACAAAAUUUAAAACAAAUUUUUUAAAAAUUAACAAUAUGAAAGUGCAUUGAAAACAUUCCAUUUAUUAUAAAAGUACAAUAAAUACCUUUGUCUCUUCAGGUAGAACAAUGUUUGUGAUACCGUUCAGCAUGGGCCCCAUCGGCUCACCACUGUCCAAGAUUGGUAUCCAGCUCACAGAUUCAGCUUAUGUGGUGGCCAGCAUGAGAAUCAUGACACGCAUGGGCACUGCAGUACUUAAGGCCUUGAAUGAUAACAGUUUUGUCAAGUGCCUUCACUCGGUUGGCAGACCCCUUCCCUUAACUGGUAUGUUAUCUUGACCUGGGUUAAUUUUUAACUGGUAUGUUAUCUUUAAAAAAAAUUUUUUUUUUUUCAUUUACAACCAUAAUUGGUAAAAAUGUUUAUUUUGGGCUAUAUUGAACUAUAGAUUUACCAUAUGCUAUUUAAAACUCAUGGCUCACCUUUCCAUUUAAUAUUAGAAAUAUUUAUAUUUGACACUGUAAUAUCAUUUCAGCACAAAUCCACAAUAACUGGCCAUGCUACCCAAAGAUGACCUUGGUUGCCCACCUGCCCCAAAGGAAUGAGAUUUGCUCAUUUGGCAGUGGUUAUGGCGGGAACUCUCUGCUGGGCAAGAAAUGCUUUGCUCUUCGUAUUGGUUCUAUUUUGGGCAAUCGUGAAGGCUGGCUGGCAGAACACAUGCUGGUAAGUAAUCAUAGAUAUUUUAAAUUUGUAAUGUUACUAAUAAAAAAAAUGUUAAAUGGCUAAAACUAUUGCUAUGCUGAAGAAAGGUGCCCGUCAAGUGUACUUAAUAAUGAAUUAUGGUUUUAAAAUAAUUAAAAUUUAAAAUAAACUAAAUUUUAAUUUUUUUUUCUAUUGUCCAGAUUUUAGGCAUAGAAAAUAAGACAACGGGCGACAAGCGCUACAUUGCAGCUGCCUUCCCAAGUGCCUGUGGCAAGACCAAUCUGGCGAUGAUGACUCCAUCCCUCAGCAACUACAAGGUGACGUGUGUUGGUGACGACAUUGCGUGGAUGAGGUUUGACGACAAAGGAAGGCUUCGGGCCAUCAACCCUGAAGCUGGGUUCUUUGGUGUCGCACCAGGUUUGUGAUUGACUUGACACUCUUCCUUGUACUCAUAUAAUAAUGGAAUGCUUUAGUUGUAUUUGAAAUUCAAAUUAUUCAUAUGCUUUAUUGGAGUCAAUUAUUUUUAACUUUCCUAUUCAAGUGUUAGUUUUAAAUAAAUUUCUCACCUGAAAUUAUGUACAGAACAAAUAUUGUUCCUCCAUUAUCUCAUUAGCAUGCAGUAUCGUUCACAAGCAACCCUAAAGUUAUUUACAAACUUUAUAAAAAAUUUUUUUUUAAAUUUCAGGUACAUCAACGAAGACUAACCCCAUUGCCAUGGAAACCAUAAAAGCCAACACCAUUUUCACCAAUGUGGCAGAGACCAGUGAUGGAGGUGUGUUCUGGGAAGGAUUAGAAAAAGAAAUAGACGGCAGUGUGAAAAUUAAAUCCUGGCUCGGGGACGAAGACUGGAAGAAAGAGGAAUCUGAUAGGAGCGCCGCCCACCCCAACUCCAGGUUUGUUUCAAAAUACUGUCUUUGUAUAAGCACUGUCUUUGUAUAAGCACUGUCUUUGUAUAAGCACUGUCUAGUAAGCACUGUCUUUGUAUAAGCACUGUCUUUAUAUAAAUAUUUUCUAAAUAAAAAUACUGUCUUUAUACAAAUGUAUAUAUUUUUUUGCAGAUAGAAUUAUUUUCACACUUUGCUUGUUAACUAAGUUAAAAUGAAUGGAAUUCAACUGUCUGUACUUGUCUUAUUCAUGGUUUUAAAUAUCAUAAAUGAAUUUAUUGACAGAUUCUGCACCCCAGCCACACAGUGCCCCAUCAUGGACCCAGCCUGGGAAGAUCCUCAAGGCGUUCCCAUUGAUGCCAUCAUUUUUGGUGGUCGCCGACCCACCGGCGUCCCCCUGGUGUACGAGGCUUUCAACUGGCAGCACGGUGUGUUUGUUGGGGCUUCGAUGAGGUCCGAGUCAACGGCAGCUGCUGAGCACAUUAGUAAGUACUUGAAUUACCCGUUAGAUGUUAGGCAUUUUCUGUUUUUCUUUUUAUACCAUAUAUUUAUUGAUUGGAUUGUAUAGUUUUUUUAACAAGAAUAAAUAACUAUUACAUAUAUUUGUUUUGAUCUGUAAUGAUUAAUUAGAUCCCAGUCACAUAAAUACAAAUAUUUUAUAAUAUAUAUUUACAGCUAAACAGAUAAUGCAUGAUCCAUUUGCGAUGCGCCCUUUCUUCGGCUACAACUUCGGUGACUACCUAAAACAUUGGUUGAGUUUUGGCCAGAGAGAAGGCUUGACACUGCCCAAAAUUUUCCAUGUCAACUGGUUCAGGAAGGGGCCCAACAAUAACUUCCUGUGGCCAGGAUUUGGGGAGAAUGCCAGGGUCUUGGACUGGAUUGUCCGAAGGUGUAACAAUGAAGACAUUGCCAAAAAGUCUGCCAUCGGACUGGUCCCCAAGUUUGACUCUUUCAACCUGGAGGGCCUCGACGAACCUGUGGAUCUUGAUGAGCUCUUCAGCCUGCCCAGGGAAUUCUGGGAGAACGAGGUCAAUGCCAUAUACAAGUAUUUUGACGAGCAGGUUAACGAAGACCUCCCAAAAGAAAUAAUGGCUGAGCUCCGCAGCUUGGAGCAGAGGAUUCAGACGGAGCUGUAGUAAAUUCACUCCAGAUGUUUCUGUUUGUUACAAAGUUGGGUUGAUAUGGGUUGAUAACUGUUGUUGAUUCUUGUUGUUUCAAGAACUCUUUAGACUUGACAAUUACACAAAAUGAGAUUAAUUUUUAUAUAUUUGUGAAUGAUAAAAAAUGUAAAUUUCAACAUGAUUUAUCAAUAAGUACAUCCUACAUUGUUCUGAUUACUGUCACACCAAAGGUUUGGUUGACACGUGUUACAUAUCAUAUAACUACACAUGAGGUGAACUGUUAUCUCUGCACUUUUAAAUACCAGUUUAUCUGUCUAUAAGCAGUGUGAUUGUCAAACCAUUCUAGUUAUUUGUUGACACUUUAGACCUGUUAAUCAAAGCUGUGAUAUGUUGUUAUUCACCAGCAGCAGCUCUCACCAAGUAGAUUAACUUUCUAUAUUUUCGAGUUUUACUUUUUACAUGUGUUGAAGUCCUGCCCAUAAAAUCCUUUGCAAGAGAUGUUGAAAUGUUGUGAGAUCUUCGUGGCUGAUAGAGAACUGUUUGUAUGCUUUGAUUAAUCCUAUUACUCAAUAGGCUCAGAUGAAUAUGUUCUAUUGGUUGAGAUUACAAGUCUUUCUUAUGAAUGUUUAAUUCAUUUUCCAUUCACAAGGGGGUUUUUUUUGUGUUCAAAAUGAGGCUGACAAUUUUUUUAAAAUGCAUAAUUCCCUUACUUUGUUCACUUGGUGAUCUUUGCGGUCAGCUCCACGCUAAAAGUGCGGGUGUAAAAAAAUUGGCGUUCUUCACACAAUGAAUGGCAUAGCAAAGGAGGACCUCCGCACGGUCAAUGAAAAAGCCUUAAGAAUUCAAAAUGGCAUUUGUGUGUGAGGAUUGGCACUAAGAAUUUAAAAAUUUUAUGCUUCGAAGAUUUUAUAUAAUCACUGCAAUGCUUGCUAAAAUGUCAUUUGAACUCUUGAUAACUUUAAAUUUUAAAUUGUGAAGUUAGAAAUGACCACUAGACAUUCAUAGGAAAUCCAAAAUUGUGUCGUCUACUUCAAUUUCAUGCUCAAUAUUCAAAUAGUGCUCUUUUGUGUCUCCAAGCACUGAACAGAGAUGAGAGUCAUCCUAUUUUUAGCUGUUUUACAGUUUAUAUUAAACUACAACAGCUUAUAGCGUACAUUAAUACAUAUAGAUACUAUAGCGUACAUUAAUACAUAUAGAUACUAUAAAGCUAAUUAUAGAAAGUGUUUUACUGAUUCUGGAUAUUUUAAUUUUUUUUUAUGUAAUUACCAGUACAUAAGGUUGUGAAUUUUCCAUGAGCGCCAAAGUGUGACAUUGCCAGCAUAGGUAUUCCAUAACUUUGGGUGUGUUUACAUUUGUCUCAAAUGCCUUCACCUUGGGAUGCUACAAUUUGUGUUACAUUGCUUUUUUUGUAUAAAUCUAAUUUUACUUUUACAAAACUAACAGGUUUAUCUUUGUGUCUAUGACGUCAUGCAGCUAAAAGGAAUGGCUGCCAUUUUUAUUCAGUUUAAUGUAAAUACUUGUAUAUUUGUCUCAUAGUUUAAAAAGUUGACCUUGUUGAGUAUGGGUUAUGGCACCUUGAUUGAGUCUCAGAUUAUCGGUGCAUUAUGACUUAUGGUGUCAUGUAUUUUUCUACUCUCUAAACCAAAUUUGUUGGCUUGUAAAUACAAAGAUUUGUGUACAUAUACUUUUGAGGUCUAUCACCUUGUUGCUAAGAUACUUGAAAUACGUAAUGUUUAUAGAGGGAAUUUUACACAUCAAAUAUUAUUUUAAUUUUUUAAUAAUGAAGAGAAAAUAAAAUAUUAAAAAAAUUCCUUUUUCUUAGUUUAAAAAAAAAUAAUUUAUAGUAUAUGAGGGUGGGGGAAGGUGGUGCAGCACGGGGAC